AUGUCCAUCUCGGCCCUGCUGCCGCUGCUGCUGCUGGGGGUGGUGGUGGUGGUGGGAGCCCAGCAGGAGAAGACCGUCUGCGCGGGCAUCAACGGGAUCCCCGGGCAGCCCGGAGCCCCGGGGCAGCACGGGACCCCUGGGGCCCCCGGGAGGGACGGUAGAGACGGCGUUACCGGAGCACCUGGAGCCAAUGGAGACCUCGGGGCUCGAGGCUUGACUGGGUACCCAGGUACGCCAGGCGAAAGAGGUGAGAAAGGCGAGCGGGGAGAGAGCGACGUGGGGCCCAGGUCGGCCUUCUCUGCGAAGGUCGGCACUUACACGCCGGCGGCCGGCUCCCCCGUGACGUUCAACGUCAUCAUCACCAACCCGCAGGGCCACUACAACCCCGGCACGGGGAAGUUCACCUGCGCUCACCCAGGCGUCUACUAUUUCACGCUGUACGCGCACCCCGGUGAAAAGCACCUCGUGAUUAUGAUCAUGAAAAACGGGAAGGUCAUCUCUAAGCUGUGUAGUAUAAACUUAGUCACAAUGAGUGGCAGCGUUGUGCUGAGUCUCAAAGCUGGGGACGAGGUGUGGCUGGAGUUGGAGGCUCCGCACAUUAGUUUUUUCAUCAACGUGCACAGAGACGCCGUGUUCAGCGGCUAUAUGCUGUACUCUGAGUGA
This is a messenger RNA of Lethenteron reissneri (Far Eastern brook lamprey), 663 nucleotides long. RefSeq names its product complement C1q tumor necrosis factor-related protein 5-like. NCBI's taxonomy places the organism in Eukaryota, Metazoa, Chordata, Hyperoartia, Petromyzontiformes, Petromyzontidae. The record is from RefSeq and is a predicted model, not a curated record. Gene Ontology annotation, molecular function: protein binding.